UCCACACAGAGUGAAAUCACGAUGAUCACACGUCCUCUCUCACAGCUCCCACAGACACAUAACUGAACGUUUACAAGUCAUUUCCUUCGGUGACUAUCCAGCCCCUGUUUCUCGGUUUCAGUAAGGAACCGCUCGGUACAGCUUGACUCGCUGACGGCUCCGGCCCUCUUCCAGGCCGGUGUUUUGAUUGGAUUAGAGUCGGCUAGCCUUUGCCCUCUAACCUCGCUGAUGUUUGCUUGCUGCUUCCUGCUCGCUCCGCUCCGCCUGAUCGACUGACGAAGCCUGCCGAAGCCGCUCGGCGAAGCGCCCUGCACGGACACAGCCGACCGGGACAAGCCGCCGCUCACAGCCGAGAGGAGAGCCGAGCAGGGGGAGCCGCGAAGCGCACACACGGGCGGGCGGACGCAAAAACCAGGCAGCCAUGCGGAGGAAAUCAAGGAUAUUGUUGUGCUUUGCUGUGCUGUGGGUGCUGGGGAUAGCCUACUACUUCUACUCGGGGACAGCGUUGAGUCGAAAGGAUGACUGGGUGUCCAGGGACUUGUCCGGUAGGACCAAAGGUCACAACUCCGACGACAAAGCCCACGGCCCGGAGACAUUGCCACCAGGUAAGGUGCGCUGGCAGGAUUUUGACCAGGAUCUGUAUGUUGGAGCCACGGUGGUCCGGCCAGGUCAAGACCCCUACGCCAGAAACAAGUUCAACCAGGUGGAAAGCGACAAACUCCGAAUGGACAGAGCUGUACCAGACACGAGACAUGAUCAUUGCAGACAUAAGCAGUGGAAGUCAGACCUGCCGGCCUCGAGCGUUGUCAUCACCUUCCACAAUGAGGCUCGCUCUGCUCUGCUGCGGACUGUGGUCAGUGUCCUGAAGAAAAGUCCACCUCACUUGGUCAAAGAGAUCAUUCUGGUUGAUGACUACAGUGAUAAUCCUGAGGAUGGAGCGCUGCUGGGGAAGAUUGAGAAAGUACGCGUGUUGAGAAAUGACCGCAGAGAAGGCUUGAUGCGAUCAAGAGUUCGUGGUGCAGAUGCUGCCACAGCACCAGUUCUCACCUUCCUGGACUCUCACUGUGAAUGUAAUGACCACUGGCUAGAGCCGCUGCUUGAAAGAGUGGCUGAGGAUAAGACACGAGUAGUUUCUCCCAUCAUUGAUGUCAUCAACAUGGACAACUUUCAAUAUGUCGGCGCCUCUGCCGAUCUGAAAGGAGGCUUUGACUGGAAUUUGGUGUUUAAAUGGGACUACAUGACUCUGGAGCAGAGACGAGCCAGACAAGGCAACCCGAUCGCUCCUAUAAAGACACCAAUGAUAGCAGGUGGCCUGUUUGUCAUGGAUAAAGACUACUUUGAGCAGCUGGGAAAGUAUGACAUGAUGAUGGAUGUAUGGGGAGGGGAAAAUCUCGAGAUCUCAUUUCGUGUGUGGCAGUGUGCCGGCAGUCUGGAGAUCAUCCCCUGCAGCAGAGUUGGCCACGUCUUCAGAAAGCAGCAUCCUUAUACCUUCCCGGGUGGCAGUGGCACUGUGUUCGCAAGGAACACAAGGAGAGCAGCAGAGGUGUGGAUGGACGAGUAUAAAAACUUCUACUAUGCCGCUGUCCCCUCAGCAAGAAAUGUCCCCUAUGGGAAUAUCCAGAGUCGUUUGGAGAUGAAGAAGAGAUUAAACUGUAAGCCAUUCAAAUGGUACCUGGAGAAUGUCUAUCCUGAGCUGAGGGUCCCAGAUCACCAGGACAUUGCUUUUGGAGCCCUGCAGCAGGGAGGAAACUGUCUGGACACCUUGGGUCACUUUGCUGAUGGUGUGGUCGGCGUCUAUGAAUGUCACAAUGCAGGGGGAAACCAGGAAUGGGCCCUAACCAAGGAUAAAUCGGUAAAACAUAUGGACCUGUGUCUGACUGUGGUGGACAGAACAGCUGGUUCCCUCAUCAAACUACAAGGCUGUAGAGAGAAUGACAGCAGACAGAAAUGGGAGCAGAUCGAGUCCAACUCGAAGCUUCGUCACGUGGGCAGUAACCUCUGCCUGGACAGCCGCAGCGCCAGGAUGGGCGGACUCACUGUGGAGGUCUGCAGCCCGAGCCUCACCCAGCAGUGGAAGUUCACUCUCAAUUUACAAUCGUAGGGGGCGCUCCAGAUCCCCGGAAGACUUGGCACAGCGAAGAGAAACACCUACAGACUCCUGAGAUGCGGCUAAAAAGAUGAAUAGACUCAAGAAGAAAGACAAACUCUUCCUCCUUCUCCUCCUUCCUCCUCCACAGAGGUACAGCCAGUCACGUGCGCACCCUUCUCUCACCCAUCUCCCUAAACGAUGAGCCACGCGUAAUGAAGGGAGGGGCCGGGAGACCCAAAUGGAGUUAACAGGAACCUGACUGCAUGUGGUGGAUGGAUGGUGGCGAUCACGAGGAUAAAGGAGACGAAGAGGCUUUUGUUUCAAAAAUACAUACCUCAGUGUUUUCUCAUUGAUGGUUCCAGCUGCAAACGGCGAAAUUGUUCUUCUCCUUUCUUUAAUGCUGGUGGAAAGAGAAUUUUUUGGUGUACUUGUUUUAUUUUCUUAUUCAUAUUUUUUAUUUCUUGCUGUUAACUGUCCACAGAGACUUGCUUUUUUUCCUUCUUCUUCUUCUUCUUGGAAGCAUCCUGUAAUGGCAGAUGGAGGCUUCAGGUUGUGGUUUCGGGGAGGUGUGGGUUGUUGAGUGAUGUGAAGGGAGGAAAUGGACUCGAGGCCUUGAGCUUUUCCUCUCGUUUACUCUCACUGGUUUACAGAGUCAACCGAGAGAAAAGAGGCAAAGAAUGCAGUUUUUCUACAGACUCUUUCUUGGUGGAGGUGAAGACAAUCUGGGAGGGUUUUCGCUGCUUUGCAUGGGGUCUUUUCCCCCCUCAGAAGUGUUGUGAAUGCCUCCCUGAAGAUUUUCCUGUCUUUGGGCUGUAGUACUGGCUGCUGCAGCAUCCAAUACUUCCACAGAGAAAAUACCCAGAGAAUAAGUCACCAGUCUCUCUUUUUUUUUCCUUUUUCUUUUCUUUUGGUUUACUUUCUAAUCAAAAAAUGGAACCAACUUUUAAAAGGAUGUUUUGAGUUUCAGAAAGACCAGUGAAGUGAUUAAAAUGGUUUUCUUUACAUACUCUCGCUGCUCUGUGCCUGCUCCCCGUGGAGCGGCUCAGUUUUAAUCUUUUUUUUUCUUUGUUUUUCCUGCACAGCUGCUUUCCUUUGCCUGUGUCUAUAUGUUGCCAUUGUGGAACGUUUACUGUCUAACAAUCACAUCUAAACUGGAUUCAUGUUGCAGCUUGUUCUCCAGAGCCAACAGGUGUUGCCUGCUAAUGUGGCAUUUCUAAUAACACAGUAAUGAGAUUACCAGUAAUGUAGAGUUCGCAUAGACGUGACUGAGAUGAUUGCUUCUCCUCUUCCAGCACUUUUACUAUUGACAACAGCAAACUGUGCUUAUUCCAGCCUGAGAGCAGAUUUCAUGCAAAAAGAAAAGUCUCGACAAGUAGUGAAGCAACUUCUGACUGCAUGUAUCGCCGACAUGUUUCCAGCGUUGCACUGAGUCACAGUGAUUCACAUCAACAUAUUUUUUUUCCUCUAACUUUCCUGUUAGAUGAGCCAUCUGUUCUGGAGUUUAGAACUGCAGUAAACAAGGUUUUACUGUUUGUCCUCACUCUGUUUCUGCAAGAGGAGAGCAGAUUUUUCUGAUUGCACAAGCAGGACUGCGCAGCUUUUGCUGAUGCAAAGUAGAAAUAAGAAUACACUUUCUUUCUUUUUUUUUCCUGCCACACUACUAUGCAGAUCAACAAUAUCUUGGUGUCAUGAAACGGUGCAGUUUUUGUUACCAGGCGGUGUUACUGAUACGAUUUGCAGUACAUUUAUCUGUUUCCGAGUCCAUUAACUCUUGCCUUUUAAAUAGUUUGUUUGUUAUGUUUUGUUUCUAAUCUCCUUUAGGCUUUCACAUCACUUCCUCAUCUUCACUGCUAUGAUCUCCUGUGCUGUUAGUCACUGAUGAGUAAUGACAGUGGAGUUUGGGAAAAUUGUGCUUGAUUAAAUUCAGUGUGACUCAUCACUUGGCGACCUCAAGGCAACUACAGGAACACAAAAUAUUUCUGAACAGAUGUACAGUUUGGGUAAAGGAAAGCUGAAAUCUCAAGUCAUCUUUAAAGUCGUGCGCUCUCUGCUUCUCUCAGUCCUUCCCGCUCUCGUGCUCACUCGCAUCCGAAACUCCUUUGGUUUUAUUUUAUUGAGCUGCCAACUGACAAAGAUAGCUGGCCUCGGUUGCUUUGCUGUCUGAUACUUUUUUUCUGUGUACCUGUUUGCCUUGUCUUAUAUGUUCAUUUAUGAGUGGGGUGAGUGGAGCUGAGAAGGUCAGUUGAAGCUGCAGCUGGUUUAAAAAGCCUAUCCUGUGACUUGACAGGUUGCUGCAUUGUGCUGCAGGGCAGGGGACCCACAAGAUGGCACGAGGCCAGAGAGAAACUCAGGCAAGGCCCUGCUUAGAAAAAUUUGGUGUUGCCUUUGAUGCUAAAUCCAAAGGCCCAAAUCUGAUUUCAUGAUGAUGUGUUACUUUAAACAUGGAAAAGUCUGGUUUGGUUUGGAAAAUGCUUUCAGUGUCUUAAGUAAGCAUGGUUGCAAUACAGGAGAAGCAUUAAGUGAAAUUUAGGUUUGAACAUCAGUUUUUCAUUUCAGUGUGUGCUGUGAAAUCAGACGCUUCAGUGGAGAUUUUAAAGGCAAGUUACAGGAGAAAAAAUCUUAUUAAAAGUAGAAAAAUAUAAAAAUGUUUAAUUUAGAUGUAUUCUUGAAAGGGCACCAUUGAAGGUUUUUUUUUCUUCUUUUUAGCUGAUUCUCAAAGGGUGUAAAUGGGAAGAUCUGUCAUAGGAUACAUGCAAAAUCUGUCUCGGUUUAGAUGUGUGCAAGUACACAUUUUAGUAGUUAAUUCAUUUAGUUUUUCAUCGCCUUAUCGUCUAGAUUAUUGCAUAAAUUGUGCAGCCUCUUGAGUAGUGGUGAUAUCUCAAUCAGCAUAGAAUAAGUGAGGGUUUCCAACAUGCUGAGGUUUUAUUUAGUGGUUUUUAGCGCCCUCUAUUGCCACACAUGAUCAGCUGCGAAACAAAAAAAGGAAGAGGGACUUGAGGUAGUUUCUGUCUUUGCUUUAUAAGAUCUCCAUGUGAGUUUGCUACUCCGCAGAAACCGACUGUGCACACCUGAGUGACCAUGUCAGUCCUGUCUGCAACAGUUCCCGUGUUGUCUGAAGCCUUUUCUUUUUAAAGCUAGUCUUAUACUUGUCAUAAGGUUUGCUAUUUUAUUUCUUAAUCUUUUUAUGUUACACACAGAAGAAAUGACUGUAACACUUAAGUGCAGCGCCUCAUUUCAAAAGGAUGGUUAAAUGUUUACAUCUUUUGCACAACGUGCCAAAUUUCCUUUUCCGAAUUUUCUGUAUGAUGAAGAAUAAGAAGGGGUGAAAGUCUUUGGAAAACAGUCUCGGAGGACUUGUUCCGUGACAGGUUGCUUGCAGUGUGAUGAGUAUCUUCCCUCCAGUCUCAACUUGUAGAAGCCACUGUGGGCAGGACUGCUGUUAUCUGCUGGUCUUGUGUCAGUUUUAUGAUAGAGAGGGGAUUAAAAAUGGUCGUUUGCGUGUUUCCAUGUCUUAAAAACGUUAAAAUAUUCUUUAAAAUAUCCAUUAGAGGAGUAACAACUCUGAAACAUAGCUCAACGAAAGUCAUCCCCAGUAUCAUAUCAUGGUUCCAUCUUUUCGUAGCGCGAUUAACUGUUUGGAGCCAUUUAAUCAAAAGUAAAAGCGUGCUAGGCUGCACCACAAUAAUGCAGAACAUUUUGUUUUGGUUGUGAUCCAAUUAUGACCAAGUGAUCUUGUGCGUAUAAAAAAAUAAUUUUAGGUAUGAUGAUGACGCACAAACCAAAAAAUGCCUAUUGAAAUAAAUUUACAAGGGAAAACAUCGAGUAAGAAGAAUAUUACUGACAAUCCUGCAGAUGGUCGUCUUCUUUAAUAACAUAAAAAGUGAGCAUGAGUCAGUAAAUAAGAGCAUCCUACCCACUGAGCCACUAGACAUUAUUUAUUUCGCUGUGGAGGGAAACAAGGGGUUAUUUGCUAGAGUUAAACAAGAAAAGGAAGCUUGAAGCAAAAUCUUUGUGUUCGUUCAGCUUUUCCUUUAAACGGAGAAAAGUUCAGUCACGACUUGUCAAAAACCUGGGAUGUUUUCCCCCUAUCGGCCCACCUCAAAUCCCCUCAUAGGAUUAACAGGAGAAGGGCCCUCUCUCUAAUAAGUGAAAAGCCCUGCUGAGACAUCCAGCUCAGGACUGCUUAAGCUUCUCCGUCUUCUGCUACGAGCGGCUGUGCCAAUGUAAAUGAGUCGGGGCACAAUAGGGGCAGAUCAUGCACAGCAGACAAUACACUGUAAAAGUCUCAUCAACUGGUAAUGACAGAUAAUAACAGUAAUCAAUAUGGGUGGGAUAUGGGGUGGGGUGUGAGCUGGUGGGUUAAUGUGUUUUCUGAGAGGCAUGUGGCUCCGCAGAAUGGCUGGUAUUCACAUUACGAGGUGGCUGAUGCAACCCGAGGGUUCACAGAUGUAAAAGUGUAUAUUUUUGUAUAUACCUACAUCAGUGUGUGUACAGUAUGUACAUAUAUACACAGUGUACUCAGCUGCAGUUCCUAGUUUUGUUGUCAGACUGUACAGCGCUUCUAACUGUUCCCUGUUUUAUAGAUAAUGCAGAAAUUCAACUUUGAAUGAGGAGAAAUGAUUAACUUAAAUAAAUACAUUUAUAUAUAUAAACAAAA
Molecule: messenger RNA, 6746 nt
Organism: Neolamprologus brichardi
Lineage: Eukaryota; Metazoa; Chordata; Actinopteri; Cichliformes; Cichlidae
Gene: galnt2
Product: UDP-N-acetyl-alpha-D-galactosamine:polypeptide N-acetylgalactosaminyltransferase 2
Biological process (GO): protein O-linked glycosylation
Cellular component (GO): Golgi apparatus
Molecular function (GO): polypeptide N-acetylgalactosaminyltransferase activity
Source: RefSeq, a predicted model, not a curated record